GUCGGGCUUGGAGCGACAGCGGCGCAAGAUGGCGGCCACCACGGGCUCGGGUGAGCGGGGACCGGUAGUCCAGGCCAGCUUGGCCCGAGUAAAAGUUCCUCGUAAUUUUCGACUGCUGGAAGAGCUGGAAGAAGGCCAGAAAGGAGUAGGAGAUGGAACAGUUAGCUGGGGUCUUGAAGAUGAUGAAGAUAUGACACUUACAAGAUGGACAGGCAUGAUUAUUGGGCCCCCAAGGACAAUUUAUGAAAACAGAAUAUACAGCCUUAAAAUAGAAUGUGGCCCUAAAUAUCCCGAAGCACCUCCAUUUGUAAGAUUUGUAACAAAAAUUAAUAUGAAUGGAGUAAAUAGUUCUAAUGGAGUGGUUGAUCCAAGAGCCAUCUCAGUCCUAGCAAAAUGGCAGAAUUCUUAUAGUAUCAAAGUCGUUCUGCAAGAGCUCCGGCGUCUAAUGAUGUCUAAAGAAAAUAUGAAACUUCCUCAACCACCUGAAGGACAAUGUUACAGUAAUUAAUGAAAAACAAAAAGAAAAAAAUCAUGCCCCAUCAUUCAAUUUAAGCUCUCUUCAUUUUCCACAGUAGUAAAUUUUCUAGAUGCAUCUUGUAGAUCUCCAAGUACUGGAAAGGAAGUUCCCAUUGCAAAGGAAAGUCUAUCUUGAGAUACUGUAAAUGAUACUAAUUUUUUUUUCCAUUUGAAAAUAAGUUGUGCUAUAACAAAUAAUGCUGUCCUGUGUAACCACUGUCCACAUAGUUGAACUUCUGGUAUCAAGAAAAGUCUAUUUAAAUUUAUUACUGUCAAAGACCAGUGUGUCACGUUGAACUCAACUGUGAAAAAGCAUAAAAAGCAUACAUCACACAAUCACAUUGCUGUGUGUUUGGCCUGGGUUUAUAUCUUUUCUCCCGUCUGUCUCUUUCCCUCUCUCUUUCUCUCUCUGUGUUUGCAAUAGAGUUCACGCUCAGGGCUAUUUAUUAGAGUAGACAUGGAGGGCACAAUCCGUAGAUUGCGAUCUUGCCCAAGCCCUUUUGAAAAGAACGGAGUCUGAGCCAGAAGAUACUUGUACUCUUGCACAGUUCUCUCUUCAUCCAAUAGGGGUUGCUCAAGACAACGUCCCCAAAAGAUUGUGCCAAAAGGUUUCAAUUACCAGCUGUGGCUGGGCUGUACUGACUACUAAUGGGAUGUUUUGGUAUCCUCAGUCAUCCCUCCCUUUGUGCAGGCUCUAGUAAAAUGCUGAAUGUCUCUAGGGUUGGUUUUUAUUUCUCUGCUUUUAAAGAAUGCUUAUAUAGCCAUGUGGGGCAGGUUCUUCUUUCUCCCAAAACUUUUGCCAAGGCAUAGAUUGUAUUUCUGUCCCGCCCCUUCCCCCAGGACGUGGGCCUUGGGAGGAUAGAUCUGGGGGAUCUUUUCAGACUUUCCUCUCUCUCUCUCUCUCUCUCUCUCUCGUCAUAGUCGGGGUGCUGCUUUCUUUUUGCCCCUUCUACGAUGCUUUCCUUUACACUUGGCCAAAAGAGGUAAGUGGCUGGCAAACUGCCUGAUUUUAUUGUUAUUAUUGUUAUUAUUAUUGUUAUUGUUAUUAUUAUUAUUAUUGCUUCAUGCUUGUCAAUUUUGGGGUGGGGCAUGGGUAGGGUCUAUAAAUUAAUCUUCACCAGCUAAGAAAACAAGAAGGUCUGGUUUUGCUUGCAAAUAGCCUUCCCUUCCUGUUCUGUGGCAGCUUCCACACCGGCAAGCUGGCCAUGGCUGACAUAUUAGGCAGGGUUUUGAUGCAGUGAAAAAGAGCGGUAAUUUACCAGGAGCAUUUAAGUCUGUUAAGGAUGGCCAAAUAUUCUGGAAAGAUCUCUACCUAGAUGUUUGAAACAAACACUCCAGCUUUCUGAGCUGAAGGUCACUACCUCUGCUUGAACGCCAUGUUAGCUGCUCAUCAGCGUGCAUAACUUCGCAGCUCGGUGGCGGCCUGCCGACAGAAAGACAAAUCCACUUUGUGAAGAGGAGAUUGUGUUCUGACACCUUGCAGAGAGGGAGAUGCUUUUUCUUUCCUAAAGAAUCAGAUGGUGCCGCCAUGCAUGGUGGGUUAGGCUUCUUGGCAAAUCACUUCUUUUUCAAACUCCUUGUUUUGGACCACUGACUGCUGAAACGUGGAUGCAAGCUUAUAUGCAAACAAUCUAAUGUAUCCUGUUAAGUUUUAUGAAAUUAAAAAUGCAGUGUUCAUGUAAAACGAAAAGCAAAAGUCACGUUUAAAAGCAGAAGUAUCAAGUCAAUGAAUAAUUGAUGUUUCCAUUAACUCUUUUAAGGAGCAUAUUAGUUGUAAGGGUUUAACAUCCUCUGUAAUUAAAAAAAUUAACAGUAUUCCAUAAGCAGCCUUUUUAUUGUAUCAGACCAUUGCCUGAUUUUAAUAUAAUAAAAAGUGUGCAUUAAUAUUA
Candoia aspera is the source of this 2405-nucleotide messenger RNA. It is a transcript of the gene UBE2V1, whose product is annotated as ubiquitin conjugating enzyme E2 V1. The coding region runs from base 29 to 508 and encodes 159 amino acids. Gene Ontology annotation, biological process: DNA damage tolerance; protein K63-linked ubiquitination. The transcript has 4 exons. The record is from RefSeq and is a predicted model, not a curated record. NCBI's taxonomy places the organism in Eukaryota, Metazoa, Chordata, Lepidosauria, Squamata, Candoiidae. Gene Ontology annotation, cellular component: nucleus.